CUUUGAAAAGAUCUCCACACACGGAGAUCGGACGUGUAUCGGUUCUAACUGACGCCAUAAACCCCUUCCAGUUCGAACCCAAAAGCCCUACCCGCCCCCUCUCCCACCUGCAAAUUCACAUCGACGACGGUCCAAUCUCCCCUUCGCCAUCGUCAUCACCUUCGCAAUAAUCUUCUCCUCAGGAUUUGAAUUUCGCAUCUUCGAUUUCUGUGUGAGCCCGUGAUUGUGACGGAGUUCAAAAUCGUGGGCAAAUAUGGAGGGAGGUGUUCGAGAAUCUGCUGUGGUACCCGAGAAAGUGAUGGAUUCAGUGAAGAUGACAUUGGACAACGUAGAACAAGUCCAAACUCACCUUAUUUCCUUCCUGUCUAUCGCGGAGCCCGAUGUUCUUGCUCAAAUGCGGCCUCUCCAGCGGGCUCAAUCUAUGCUUUUGCUUUCUAGAGCCACUACCACUCUCUUUGCAUUAAAGUUGAGGUGUAGCGGAGUUCAUCCAGAUGAUCAUCCUAUCAAGUCAGAGCUUGAGAGAUUAAGCUUGUAUCAAGAGAAACUAGAACGGUUCAUAGGCUUGAGUAAAGCACCAUUGAAGCGUUCAACUACCUUGAAUUAUCAAGCAGCUACUCGCUUUAUUGAACAUUCUCUGCCAGAUCUCACCCAAGAGCAAAAACAGGGUAUGAGAGAUAUUAGUAGGGGGAAGGGACCCAAAAUGAAGCAAGUAGAGAGGACUGUACAAAAGAAGAGGAAGUAUCAAUCUUCUGAAAAACAAUCUGUUCAAAUUGCUGCCAAGGAGUUUCUUGAGAAAGCAGCUCGUGAGCUUCUUGGUGAUAAUAAUGGAGGUUUGCAGGGACCUCUAUGUGGGGACGCUUCAAAUGAUGAUCUGCAGGAAGAUUGAAUUCCGAAUUUCACUUGGAUUAUGAAAACCAGGUACGCCCUGGUGCCCUUAUAAUAACCCAACUCCUGAAGAUUUGGUCCAUUUUGAAGUUGGAGAGGAUCGUCUGUUUUCUUUUUUCUCCCCUCCUAGUUUCUCCCUACAACAUCUAAGUCGUUUUCCUUCUACUUUAUCUAAGAAGUCUUUAUAUAUAUAUAUAUAUAUAUAUAUAUAAGUUACUAUUAGGACCUGGUUGGGAUUUGGCACUCUACUUUUCCUGGUUUCUUCUGUGCCGUUUAUAUGUAAAGUAGCCUAUUAUGAUAGCUGAAUUUCUAUUGUUUUUUGGUUGUAUAUCAAUCAUCAUCUUGUUACGUGGAUUAGCCUUUUGCCAUAAAUUAAUAAUAUAUGUUCGUUCUG
Molecule: messenger RNA, 1279 nt
Organism: Cucurbita moschata (crookneck pumpkin)
Lineage: Eukaryota; Viridiplantae; Streptophyta; Magnoliopsida; Cucurbitales; Cucurbitaceae
Product: nuclear nucleic acid-binding protein C1D-like
Exons: 6
Coding region: 254-886 (210 amino acids)
Biological process (GO): regulation of gene expression; maturation of 5.8S rRNA
Cellular component (GO): nucleolus; exosome (RNase complex)
Molecular function (GO): DNA binding; RNA binding
Source: RefSeq, a predicted model, not a curated record